AUGGCUAACACUGGAAUUUCCCCCGGCAGUUACAACCGCUACUCGAUGCCGGUCACGCGCUCUCGCACUGGUCUCUACGGCGCCGACCUCGACCAGACCGGCACUGCUCGCUUCCUCUUUGGCGAGGAGGACGCUUCUGGCGACAAUAAGUACGGCCAGGGCAAUGGCGACGACAACUUCCCGACUCUGGUUCGCCAAAACGAUCAAAUGCUCUCUGCAUCUUCCGCUGCCCUUGACCUUGCCCUCUCCCCCUCGCCCGCCCCUGACGCGCCGUCCUCGAAUGGUUGGGGCAAUAUUAACCGUCAUCGAACCCAACAGAGCUUGUCUGCUAUCAACACGUCUUCGCUCAACGGAGCUUCGUCUUCUGGAGAAAUCGGCAAGCGCUCUUCAGUCCGCCACUCGCUCGACUUGAAGUUCUUCCCGGACGCUCCCUCCGACAACCAGGCAUCUAUUGUCUCGCCUCCCGGCAACCACCCCGGUAACCACAUCAUGGCUACUCCUCCCAAGUUGCAGAGCUCCUUCUCUGCCAACGACGUGCCUACCGUCAAGAGCACCACUAACGGCGGCCCUGUCACGAACAACCACGCCCAGCAACAUUUCCACAACCACAACGCCAGCAUCGGUCGCAUUCCUGCUGGCGCUGUUCCCGGUCGCCACAGCCGUGAGCUGUCCAAUGACAACAACAUGGGCGGUCCUCGGGAGCAGGCUGGUCCCUAUCACUCCAUCCAGUCCGCCCUUCAGGCCAGCGCGGCUCCUUUCGGUCCUGGAGCCCAGGGUCAGGGCUUCCCACACACCUCCCAAGGUACCCAGAAUCCCAACGGUACCGCCACUGCCGGUCCGAACAGUGGCUACGGCGGGUUCUACCCGAGCGGCUACGUCUCGCCCACCAACAAUGGCCCUCCUCCCGCCUCUGGUCCCUAUGGCGUCCCCCUCUUGGCUAUGAGCAUGCAGAACAUGAACCUCAAUGGCACCAACAUGUACCCUGCUCAGAACUACGCCGGUUAUGGUGCUCUGUACAACCCUCAGCCUCAACCCCGUGACAGCCAGGCUCGUGUCAUUCAACAUCGCCGCCAGAUGGACAAUGAAGCCAUGUCGCGCUACAACGGCCUCGCCCUCGAGAACGUUGGUGGCCAGAUCUAUGACCUCUGCAAGGACCAGCACGGCUGCCGCUAUCUGCAAAAGAAGCUCGAGGAGCGCAACCCGGAGCAGGUCCACAUGAUCUGGCUUGAAACUAACCAGCACGUCAUCGAGCUCAUGACUGAUCCUUUUGGCAACUACCUAUGCCAGAAGCUGCUGGAGUACUGCAACGAUGAUGAGCGUACUGUGCUCAUUCAGAAUGCCGCCGUUGACAUGGUCCGCAUUGCGCUCAACCAGCAUGGCACCCGCGCUCUUCAGAAGAUGAUUGAAUUCGUUACGACUCCGACUCAGAUUGAGAUGAUCAUCAAUGCUCUUCGCUACCAGGUUGUUGAGCUCAUCCAGGACCUCAACGGCAACCACGUCAUCCAGAAGUGUCUCAACAAGCUCAGCGCUCAGGAUGCGCAGUUCAUCUUCGACGCCGUUGGCACCAACUGCGUUGACGUUGGCACUCACCGCCAUGGUUGCUGCGUUCUCCAGCGCUGCAUUGACCACGCUUCUGGAGAGCAAAAGGUUUGGUUGAUUGCGAAGAUCACCGAGCAUGCCCCAAUCCUUGUGCAGGACCCCUUCGGCAACUACGUCGUACAGUACAUCAUCGACCUGAACGAACCUUCCUUCACCGAGCCUAUUGUACGCAUGUUCCAAAACCGCAUCGGCCAGCUGUCCCGCCACAAGUUCAGCUCCAACGUCAUCGAGAAGUGCCUGCGCUGCUCCCAGGAGCCUUCUCGCGAAAUGAUUGUCGAUGAGCUUUUGAACCCCGGCGAGAUCGAGAGACUCCUCCGCGACUCGUAUGCCAACUACGUCAUUCAGACCGCCCUCGAGUACGCGCCUCCUGCAAGCAAGUACCGCCUGGUGGACGCCAUCCGCCCCAUCUUGCCUUCCAUUCGGUCCACCCCAUAUGGUCGCCGCAUUCAGGCCAAGAUCCAGGCCUUUGAGGGUCGUGGCAGUGCCACCUCGAGCGGUCAGGUCACUCCUGCGGACCCCAGCCAGGGCCAGAUUCCCCUGCGCCCAGGCCACAACCGCGCCAUGUCUAACAAUACCUCCAUCAUUGCCCCUGGCGGUGCCUUUGGCAACGGUCUGAAUGGCGGUCUCAACGGCGGUGGCAUGGCUCCACGCGGCAACCAGGCCAACUAUCCCACGGCCAACAGCGUCACUGUUCCACCCCCCGCUCCCCAGAACCAGCGCGUCCAGCAGUUCGGCUUCAAUGGCCAGCAGCGCACCAACGGUGGCGCCCCUGCUGACGCUGUUACCGGCGAGUCCCAGUGGCUGUAA
Molecule: messenger RNA, 2406 nt
Organism: Colletotrichum orchidophilum
Lineage: Eukaryota; Fungi; Ascomycota; Sordariomycetes; Glomerellales; Glomerellaceae
Exons: 3
Coding region: 1-2406 (801 amino acids)
Biological process (GO): post-transcriptional regulation of gene expression
Cellular component (GO): cytoplasm
Molecular function (GO): mRNA binding
Source: RefSeq, a predicted model, not a curated record